AGGUCUAAUGCAACCGCCUCGGUUUACAAUGCAACCCUCUUCGUCAAAUAGCAUAGUUAGAGAAGGAACAACAAAGAUUUUACAAUGCUCCGCGAUAGGAAUACCGCAACCCAUGUAUAGAUGGUUAAAAAACGGUGAACCGUUAGGGGAUUACUCUUCAGAAUUAUUUUAUAAAAUUCACAAUACACAACGGCAAGACGCGGGCGCAUACCAGUGUAUCGCAAGGAAUGAUGUAGGAGCAAUUUUUAGUGAAAAGAAUAACAUAGUUGUUGCAUUCAUGGGAGUUUUUGAAAACGCUUUAGAAGAAGUUAUAACUGUUGAAUCCGGUAAUGCGGCGAUUCUCGAUUUUCCACACAUAGAGUCCGAACCGCCGCCAUCCGUUAUUUGGCAGGACGAAAAUGGUGUAAACGGUGUCCUGCGGUACGAUCAAAAGUAUGCUAUCACCGAUAAACACCAACUAGUAAUAUUAUGCGCGUCUAAAGACGAUCAGCGAGCCUAUAGAGCGCGAGCAAUAAACACCCAGUUAGGAAAGGUAGAAAACAGUCCGUACAUUAGGUUAAAAGUGAACGGAGACGAUGACAAAGAAAUAGCACCCGAAAUUAUUAUUAAGCCGCGAGAUACGAAGAUAAUAAAAGGCCAAGAAUACACAAAUAUUUACUGCAUCGCCAACGCGAGACCGCUGCACGAGCUCGAAACUUUAUGGUUUAAAGACGGGAUAUUGAUCGAUUUAGCGGGAAUUACUUACGACCUAAAUGAUCAAUGGAACCGCACGCUGAGUCUCAUAUCGGCCAAUUUAAACCACACCGGCCGGUAUACGUGUCAAGCGAGAUUAAAGUCUGGCGGAUUCGCUACAGUUACAGCCUCUGCGUCCGUUACGGUGUUCGAAAAACCGGUGAUGGUGACCAGUUUAAAAUCGGAAACUUUUGGCGAGUUCGGCAGUACUAUUGUCUUAGAGUGCAACGUGCAAGGUAUACCCAUGCCCGGUAUCACGUGGUACAAGGACGCGAAGAAAAUUGCGAGUGUCGGAGCUGAUACCGAGGAGUCCGAUAAUGCGGACGUCGACGAUGGAGGAGGUAGAUAUAGGGUGGAAGUCGACAGAUCGCUCGUUAUCAGUAAUCUCAAGAUGGAAGAUAUGGGAAUAUAUCAGUGCAUAGCUAGUAACGACGCUGGGGAGUCCUCGAUCUACACGUGGUUAAAGAUAAAAACCAAGGAAAAUAUUCGCGUUCCACGCAGUCACAUGAAGUUGAUAAGAAUGAGGACUGCAGAUAAUAAAGCAAAAACGUUCAAAUUUGAUACCGGCACGUCUCCGCCCAUUAUGCAGACUGCACCGGCCAACCUCACCGUGCUUGACGGGAAGGAUGCCACCAUCGCCUGCCGGGCAGUCGGCGCGCCCACACCCAACGUCACGUGGUACUUCAACGAUUCUCUUAUAAUAAACCUGUCCGGAAGAUUACAAGCUUUAGAGGAAGGAGACUUGUUAAUUACCAGCACGACAACAGCAGAUAGUGGAAAAUACACUUGCAUACGUGCAAACGACGCGGGCAAUGUUUCGGGCGAAGCGUAUCUUACAAUACUCGUAAGGACUCAAAUAAUCGCUCCUCCCGUCGACACCAAAGUUCUACUAGGUCACACGGCGACGCUUCAGUGCAAAGUUUCCAGCGACCCGAACGUCAAAUACAACAUCGACUGGUUUCAUAACAAACAGCCCAUGACGGCGGGGUCGCGCGUGUGGGUGGCGGGCGACGGCGCGCUGCAGGUGCAGGCGGUGCGCGCGGGCGACGCGGGCGAGUACGCGUGCGUGGUGACGUCGCCGGGCGGCAACCACACGCGGCGCGCGCUGCUGUCCGUCAUCGAGCUGCCCUUCGCGCCCACCAACGUGCGCGCCGAGCGCCUGGACGCCACGCCGCAGCGCGCCGUCAACGUGUCCUGGACGCCCGGCUUCGACGGCAACUCGCCCAUCCAGAAGUACAUAGUGCAGCGUCGCGUCGUGCCCGAAUUUGGACCCACCCCAGACCCAUUGUUGAAUUGGGUAACAGAACCGAUGAAUGUAUCUGCUAAUCAGCGAUGGGUGCUCCUAACAAGCUUGAAGGCGGCAACUUCCUACCAAUUUCGAGUUUCUGCAGUAAAUACAGUAGGAGAAGGCCCGCCUUCCGAACCGACGGAAGUCUUGACUCUACCUCAAGAAGCGCCAUCUGGACCUCCUGUAGGGUUUAUGGGGUCGGCGCGAUCCUCUUCGGAGAUAAUAACCCAAUGGCAGCCGCCGUUAGAGGAACAUAGAAAUGGUCACAUUUUGGGUUACGUGAUCAGGUAUCGCUUGAAAGGCUACGACAACAGCCCGUGGACGUAUCAGAACAUUACCAAUGAAGCGCAACGGAACUAUCUCAUUCAAGACUUGAUAACAUGGAAAGAUUACAACGUGCAAAUAGCCGCUUACAAUGAUAAGGGUGUCGGUAUGUUCUCGGACAGUUACACAAUCAAGACGAAAGAAGGAGUGCCCGAAGCGGCGCCGGACAGUGUCCGCUGCGAGGCUUUUAACUCCACUGCCAUACAAGUAUGGUGGACGCCACCCAAUCCUCAAAAAAUAAACGGCAUCAAUCAGGGAUAUAAAAUUCAAGCGUGGCGAUGGGACGAAGCUACAAACGAUAGUGUGGAACAAAAACUAGUAAGCGUGCCACCAAAUCUGCUGGAUCCCCUCACCGAACAGACUGCCGCUAUUGACGGCCUGGAAAAAUUUACAGAAUAUAAUAUAUCUGUUUUAUGUUUUACGGAGCCGGGCGACGGUCCACGAAGUGAUUUCGUUUUAAUAAGGACAAAAGAAGAUACACCUGAUGAAAUAGUAAACCUUCAAUUCGAUGAUGUCUCGGAUCGUGCGGUCAGAGUCUCCUGGUCGCCGCCGAAGAAGUCGAACGGCGUUCUCAUCGGUUACAAGCUUAAAUACCAAAUAAAGGACAAUCCCGAAUCGUUAAAAGAAGAAAUAUUACCACCCAACGACACCAGCAUACGCGUGGAGCACUUGCAGGCCAGCACGCAGUACCAGUUCUGGGUGAGCGCGCUGACGGGCGUGGGCGAGGGCGCAGCGCGCUCGGCCGCCAUCCAGUCGGGCGUGGAGCCCGUGCUGCCCACGGCGCCGCGCGGCCUGGCGCUGUCCAACAUCGCCGCGCACUCCGUGCUGCUGCAGUUCACGCCCGGCUUCGACGGGAACUCUUCCGUCUCGCUCUGGACCGUGCAGGCUCAAACUGCCCGUAACUCAUCGUGGGUGACAAUUUACGAAGUAAGCGCCCCUGACGCGCAGUCUAUCCUCGUCACCGGCCUGGUACCGUUCACUACGUACCGCUUAAGAUUAAUCGCUACUAACGUCGUUGGUUCGUCCCCGCCUUCAGAGCCCUGCAAAGAAUUUCAAACGAUCCAAGCUCCUCCGCAACAUCCGCCCAGGAACGUGACCGUGCGCGCCGUUAGUGCCAACAACCUUCGCGUUAGAUGGAUUCCCUUGCAACAAAGCGAAUGGUAUGGUAAUCCGAAAGGUUACAACAUAACGUAUAAACGCAGCGGCAGUAACGACACCCUUUACAGUAUAAUCGAGGAUCAUACGGCUAACUCGCAUAUUCUCUCAAACUUAGAAGAAUGGUCUAUAUAUGAAAUUACGAUGACCGCUAUUAACGAAGUCGGUACUUCCGUUGCUAGCCCAACUGCUACGGAGAGGACCAGAGAAGCAGUUCCAUCAAGUGGCCCAGUCGGUGUGUCAGCCAAGGCAACAUCAUCUACGACAGUAGUUGUUGUAUGGGGCGAUAUUUUACCCCAGGAUCAAAAUGGUCUUAUCGAGGGGUACAAGGUGUGUUACGCUGCGGUGGUACCACCACCUCGGCCAGAGCAGAAGAAAGUAGAGUGCCAUCCCAUAUUGUCGAACCAAACUCACACGGUUACGUUGACAGAACUACGGAAGUACGUCGUAUACCAAAUUCAAGUAUUGGGCUACACGCGACUGGGCGACGGGGCUCUCAGCGAUCCUCCCGUCACCGUCAGAACUUUUGAGGACACACCCGGCCCACCCUCAAACGUAUCUUUCCCCGACGUUAGUUUUACUACGGCGCGUAUCAUUUGGGACGUCCCCGAAGACCCUAAUGGCGAGAUCUUAGCAUACAAAGUGACCUAUCAUCUCAACAGUUCAACGCAGCACAUGUUCUCGAAGGAGUUUCUGCCUUCCGAUAGAACGUUCAGGGCCACGGAGCUGCAGGCGGAGCAGUACUACGCGUUCGCGCUGACGGCGCAGACGCGGCUGGGCUGGGGCGCCACGCUGCGCGCGCUGGUGCUCACCACGGCCAACCGCGCCGCGCCCGCGCCGCCCGCGCGCCCGCUCGUGGCGCGCUCGCUGCUGCAGCCGCACCAGAUCACCUUCUCCUGGGCGCCCGGCGACGACGGCUACGCGCCGCUCAGGUACUACACGAUCCAGCAGAAGGAGGAGGGGGGGACAUGGCAAACGCUUCCAGAACGCGUCGACCCUUUCGCGACUUCCUACACUGUGGAAGGCCUGAAGCCUUACACGGCGUACCAGUUCCGAAUCCGUGCCACCAACGACAUCGGACCCAGUCGUUACAGUAACGCUACCGAGACCGUCCGCACUUUACCGGCAGCGCCCAGCAAGGCGGUGGAGGGCCUGCGCGUGGUGCCCAUCACGCCCAGCAGCGUGCGCGUGCAGUGGGCGCCGCUGGGCGAGGCGCACUGGAGCGGCGACGCGCGCACGGGCGGCUACGCGGUCUCCUACCAGCCGCUCACCGACUUCCCCGCCUCGCUGCAGACCACCAUGAAGCAGGAGGUGCCGGGCAUCAAGAGCUCGGAGGUCGUGCUGACGGAGCUGGCGCUGGACCGCAACUACGAGAUCAGCGUGUGCGCCGUGAACUCGCAGGGCGCGGGCCCGGGCGGCGCGCCGGCCGUGGUGUGGGUGGGCGAGGCCGUGCCCACCGCGCCGCCGCAGGCCGUGCGCGCGCGCGCGCUGUCGCCCACCGAGGUGGCGCUCUCCUGGGGCCCGCCGCUCCUGGCGCAGCAGAACGGGGACUUGCUGGGCUACAAGAUUUUUUACUUAAUGACGGAGUCUCCGGAGGAGCCGGAACCGGGACGAAAGGCAGAGGAAGAGAUCGAAGUGGUGCCGGCCACUUCCACCUCGCAUUCGCUCGUGUUUCUUGACAAGUUUACACAGUACCGAAUUCAGGUGUUAGCGUUUAAUCCCGCUGGAGACGGACCGAGGUCUGAGGCGAUCCUCGUGCGGACGCACCAGGGACUGCCUUCUGCGCCUCGGAAUAUUACGUUUUCUGAGAUUACUAUGAACAGUCUCGUCGUGGCGUGGGACCCUCCUCACCGUCGGAACGGCCUCAUACAUUCCUACCUCGUCACGUACGAGACUAUCGAACAAGAUGAACGGUUCAGCAAGCAGGUGAAGCAGAAGGUGUCGGAGCGGCGGCUGGCGGUGGGCGCGCUGGAGGAGGAGGUGCAGUACCGCUUCAGCGUGCGCGCGCUGACGGUGGGCGCGGGCGCGGCGGCCGAGGCGCGCGCGCGCACGGGCCCGCAGCCCGGCUCGCCCGCGCCGCCCGCCGCGCUGCGCCUGCGCGCCGAGCCCGCCGCGCUGCUGCUGCGCUGGAGCAACGCCGCCUCCGGCAAGGGCCCGCUGCUCGGCUACUACUUCGAGGCGAGGAAGAAGGACGACACACGAUGGGAGACAAUAACUCGAACGAGCAAUGGAAUAUUGGAAGAAUUCACUAUUUCUUACCAAAGCCUGCUGCCCUCAACAGCUUACUCAUUCCGAGUGAUAGCAUACAAUAUGUACGGUAUCAGCAACCCGGCAUAUAGUGACAAAGUCAUUGUCACACCCUCAAAACUAUACUUGGAAUAUGGGUAUCUACAAUAUCGGCCGUUUUAUCGAAGGACCUGGUUUAUGGUCGCACUAGCUGCGGCUUCCAUCGUCAUCAUAAUUAUGGUCAUCGCAAUACUUUGCGUCAAAAGCAAAAGUUACAAGUACAAAAAGGAGGCGCAGAGGACACUGGAGGAGUCGCUAGGCGGCGAGACGGACGAGCGCGGCUCACUGGCACUGGACCUGUACCGCUCGCGGCAGAACUCGGCCAGCGGAGGGGCGGCGGGUGGGGCGGGGGCGGGCGGCACGUUGCGCCGCAAGCCGCCCGCCCUGGCCAAGUCCCCGCCGCGGCCGUUGCCCGCCUCCGUGAAGUACCAUAGCGACGAGGAGAGCCUGCGCGGCUACGACGAAAACCCCGACGACUCGUCGCUCACCGAGAAGCCCUCCGAGAUGAGCUCGUCGGACUCCCAGAAUUCGGAGAGCGAAAACGAGAGCGUUAGAUCGGAGCCGCACUCGUUCGUGAACCACUACGCGAACGUGAACGACACGCUGCGCGAGUCGUGGAAGCGCCAGCGGCCCGUGCGCAACUACUCCAGCUACACGGACUCCGAGCCCGAGGGCAGCGCCGUGGUGAGCCUCAACGGCGGCCAGAUCGUCAUGAACAACAUGGCGCGCUCGCGGGCGCCGCUGCCCGGCUUCUCGUCCUUCGUAUGACAGCAGCCCGCCGGCGCGGCCCCCGCGCCCCCCGCGCCCGCCCUGCACAUUUAGUACGCACUGCCGCCCCAAUCUCAUGAGCCUCCCGCGUCUGACUGUCAAUGAUCGAUAUUUGUUAUGCAAUUAUAUGCUGAAACGCACGGUGCUUCCCAUCCUUUUAUCGAUCGAUAGAUAGUAGAACAUUUACAAGAAACGACCUAGAUCUUUUUUUCUUGUAUUACUCAAAUGGACCCAUACACAUUCAUCAGUAUAUUAAAUUCCUUUUGUAAAUUCGACUACUUUUGUAAAUUUACUUAUUUCCUUAAUUCGUAGCGUCUAUUUUAUUGUGAUAAAGAGAUGACAGCAAAUGGAAGACUGUUGCAUUGAAUCGAACAGAAUCUCGAUGCAAGUCACACCAGCUAAGUCGGACACGGGUAGAAGCCCUAAUGAAUUUGUUUUAGAAAACAUGCUUGUACAUAUUGAUAAAUGUUAAGUUUUAUUUUUAACUAACUUCAGUUAGUAGCUGUAUAAUAUAGAAAUAUAUUUAAUUAUAAGGACA
Molecule: messenger RNA, 7091 nt
Organism: Melitaea cinxia (Glanville fritillary)
Lineage: Eukaryota; Metazoa; Arthropoda; Insecta; Lepidoptera; Nymphalidae
Gene: sdk
Product: protein sidekick
Exons: 28
Coding region: 8-6553 (2181 amino acids)
Biological process (GO): cell-cell adhesion
Molecular function (GO): protein binding
Source: RefSeq, a predicted model, not a curated record